AUGUCUCAGUAUGAUUUGACUCAAAAGAUUGCACCUUUCUUCGAUCUUCAUUUAGUUAUUCCGUUGUUGGAGUUUAUUGGUCCACGAGAGGUAAGGGAUUUUUUCAAUCAUCUUAUUUUUAGAUUUACGAUGUUGAGUCUUUGGUUGAUAUGCAUAGGAAUGUUUUGCUGAGGACCAACAUGGUGGACUCGGUCAUUGAGACUUAUCCAGCUAAUCAAGUUCCUGUCGAGCUUACAAAACGUCGUGACAAGAUCCUGGCGGAUCUAGAGGUCUUAAAGGCUCAGGCGGAUCCCGUUGUCGAAAUUUUGGAACAAGACGAUGUGAAAGAGUUAAUGGAGGCAGCGAGAGAUCGUGAAGGCAAUAGUCGAGUUUUGGAAUAUAUGCAGUCGAAAUAUAAUGCAUGUUUAUUUUAUCUAAACAAUGUAUUAUUUUAGUUCCAAGACGAAAUGUUGGAUAUUCUCUACAAAUAUGCCAAAUUCCAAUAUGAAUGUGGUAAUUAUGCUGCUGCAUCCAUAUGUCUUUAUUAUUACCGCAAUUUGGUUCCCCAGAACGAUCCAAAUUAUUUGAACGCGCUUUAUGGAAAGUUAGCUUCAGAAAUUUUAUGUCAGGAAUGGGCUCAUGCCAAAGAUGAUCUGUCCAAACUUCGUGCUUACGUUGACUCAGAUCCCUUUGACUCGGAACAAGAACUUCUGCAACACCGUGCCUGGCUUCUCCAUUGGUCUUUGUUUGUCUACUUUAACUUCCCCAAAGGCCGUGAUGAAAUUAUCGAGAUGUUCUUAAACCAACAGACUUAUUUAAGCACCAUUCAGAUCAUCUGCCCUCAUCUUCUCCGUUACGUGGCUGUAGCAGUGGUUGCCAGUAAAAACAAACAAAAGAAUAGUUUAAAGGAUUUGAUAAAAGUUAUCGACGUUGUAAGUAAAAAAUUAUGUACAGGGUGGACCACUCGAAACUUCCAACCUUGUUUCAUGCAUUUCUCCGCCAAUAAUGCACCAAUUUCUAUAAAAUUUACAUCAAAUUGAAGCUAAGACAUCCCAUUUCUUGGCGGGGUCUACUUUCACGGAGGCCCCCAUACGGAUCCUGACGUUUUCAUUCCAAAUUUUGGAGCCCGAAAUCGGUGAAAUUCUGCAAUGAUUUUUUGGUUUUCCUGCUAUAAAAGGAUGCUAAAUUAGCUGAAAAAUUUUAGAAAUCAUUUACGGGUGCCUCCGUGAAUGUAGGCCCGUCAUUCUUGGUGGACAAGAAAAGGGUUUCACAGCUUCAGUUUGAUAUAAAUUUUAUAGAAAUUGGUGGAGAAACAAAAUAAGGUUGGAUGUUUCGAGUGUCCCACCCUGUGGUAAAAGUUCUGCAGAUUGGCAACCACAUAUAUUUUAUCGUUUUAGGAACGAAGAAAUUAUCAAGACCCUGUAACUGACUUCUUGUCCUGUUUGUAUCUUGAUUAUGACUUUGAAGCCGCUCAAACAAAGCUGAGAGAAUGUGAAGCUGUUCUCUCGAAUGAUUUCUUCUUGACUGGAUGUUUGGAUGACUUCAGAGAGAGCGCCCGGUUGUUGGUAUUUGAAAUGUUCUGUCGGAUCCAUCAAUGUAUUAGUCUUGAGAUGUUGGCGGCUCGUUUAAAUAUGGAUCAGACAGAAGCUGAGCGUUGGAUUGUGGAUCUGAUCAGAAAUUAUCGGAUUGAGGGUGCCAAGAUUGACUCCCAGUCAGGACAAGUUGUCAUGGGAGCUAAGUCCACUAGCAUUCAUGAGCAGGUCAUGGAAAACACGAAGAGAUUGACCUUCCGUUCACAACAAGUGGCCCUGCAACUGCAGAAAUUGAAACUGGACAAGAAGGCUGGUCUUCUGACUAAGAUCAAUUAA
Molecule: messenger RNA, 1847 nt
Organism: Bursaphelenchus xylophilus (pine wood nematode)
Lineage: Eukaryota; Metazoa; Nematoda; Chromadorea; Rhabditida; Aphelenchoididae
Source: the annotation of a GenBank genome assembly